ACCACACAUACACUGCAAAAAGUUCAUAUCAUAGCGCAGGGAACGCUCUACUCACACUAGCAAAAUAACAAAUAGAGAGAGAGAGAGAGAGAUGGAAGGGGAAGGCAAAGGAACAGUAUGUGUAACAGGUGGAACAGGAUUUGUGGGUUCAUGGCUCGUCAAGAGCCUUCUUCAACAUGGUUAUUCUGUCAAUACCACUAUCAGGUCAAAUCCUCAGGAUAGCAAGAAAAACACAAGCUUCCUCACAAGCCUUCCCGGUGCAUCAGAAAGGCUGCGAAUUUUCCAAGCAAAUCUCGACAAACCAGAUAGUUUCAACCCAGCAAUUAAAGGUUGCAUUGGUGUAUUUCAUGUUGCUCACCCCAUCGAUCUCACUGACAAAGAAACUGCAGAAAUGAAGAUCAACAAAUCCAUCAGUGGCACUUUAGGCAUUCUGCAGGCAUGCCUGGACUCUAAGACAGUGAAACGAGUUGUUUACACUUCAAGUGCAGCCACGAUUAUGGGUCACAACAAUGAUAUAGAUGUAGUGGACGAGAACUCGUGGACUGAUGUCGAUUAUUUGAGACAGUUCAUUAGUCGUUUUGGAGUUUCUUACUCCAUUGCCAAGACAUUGACAGAAAGGGCAGCUCUAGAAUUCGCAGAAAAGCAUUCGUUGGAUCUUGUCACUGUAAUUCCCACUUGGAUACACGGCCCUUUCGUAUGUUCCCGUUUGCCUGGCUCAGUGAGUUCGUCACUAUCUAUGAUCAUUGAAAACAAUGAUGAGAUGAAGUAUACUGAAACUACAGCUUUUGUGCAUACAGACGAUGUGGCCAAUGCGCACAUCUUCCUUUUCGAGUAUCCUAAUGCCAAAGGGAGGUACAUUUGCUCUGCAGUUGAGAUUACAGUAGACAAGUUAGCCGAAUUUCUUUCCGCGAGAUACCCGGAAUUUCAAAUACGAAACGAAGAGGGUUUAAUAGAGAGAGGAUAUAAAUUCACCAGCCUUUCAUCAAAGAAACUCUUGGAUACUGGUUUCAGAUACAAAUAUGGCCUUGAGGAAAUGUUUGAUGAAGCAAUUCAAUGCUGCAGAGAGAAGGGAAUUCUCUAAUAAUAUUUCCAAUGAACCGAAUGAAGUCCUUUGUUUUCUCUUGCAUGUAUUUUGAAGCAAUCUACUUCUCUUCUUCUGGUCCAUGAAGAAUUUCAGGAUGUUAAUUUUGGACGCCAAUAAUAUUUUCUAGCUUCAAUGAUGUGAGAAAUUUAUCGAGUUAUCGAACCAUGGUGUAAAACUAGCUUGACACCCUUUGAGGUGUGAAAAUCAAGGUCAAUGAUUUGAACAAUUGUUGUUAAAAUCAAUUGUAAAAUUGGGUGUCAAGUCAAAGAGUGUAGAAAAAGUUGUCAACUAUGAUGUAAGUAUAGCGAAAUUGGGUUGGAAUAUGUCUUUUUUCUUGAAUGCAUACCCAUUACAAGUA
This is a messenger RNA of Olea europaea var. sylvestris, 1442 nucleotides long. Its product is annotated as vestitone reductase-like. Gene Ontology annotation, molecular function: oxidoreductase activity, acting on the CH-OH group of donors, NAD or NADP as acceptor. Bases 92 to 1081 code for a protein of 329 amino acids. The record is from RefSeq and is a predicted model, not a curated record. The transcript is spliced from 4 exons. Lineage: Eukaryota; Viridiplantae; Streptophyta; Magnoliopsida; Lamiales; Oleaceae.